Molecule: messenger RNA, 3690 nt
Organism: Medicago truncatula (barrel medic)
Lineage: Eukaryota; Viridiplantae; Streptophyta; Magnoliopsida; Fabales; Fabaceae
Exons: 6
Coding region: 1-3690 (1229 amino acids)
Biological process (GO): DNA integration
Molecular function (GO): RNA-DNA hybrid ribonuclease activity; nucleic acid binding
Source: RefSeq, a predicted model, not a curated record
AUGGAUAUUCAAGCUUCCUACAGCUGUUUACUUGGUAGACCAUGGAUUCAUGAAGCAGGGGCAGUAACAUCCACUCUUCACCAAAAGCUAAAGUUUGUAAGUCUUGGAAAGCUUGUUACAGUGAGUGGGGAGUCAGCUCUUUUGGUUAGCCAUUUGUCGUCCUUUUCCUUCAUUGGUGGUGAAAGUUCGGAUGGAACGUCAUUCCAAGGGUUCUCGGUUGAAAGCGGUACUACAAAAGGUGAAACAUGCAUGGCCUCUCUAAGGGAUGCUCAGAGAGUAAUUCAAGAAGGAAAAGCGGAAGGCUGGGGGGGCACUUUUCACAGUGCCGGAUUCAUUAAUACACCACCUGAGACUAAUGCAAUUUUGGAAGAUCAAUCAGAAGAGGUGGCACCUGACUUUGUGACUCCUGAUGGAAACUGCUGCAACUGGAUUGCUGUUGACAUCCCUUCUGCGAUACCUUUUUCUAAACUGAACAUAAGUGAGCCCGUUGAACGUAGUGACUCUAUGCUUCCGCCCAACUUGGAGUUCCCUGUUUAUGAGGCUUGGGUAGAGGAGGAUGAAGAGAUUCCUAAUGAGCUCAGAUGGAUGUUAGAGCAAGAAAGAAAAGCCAUUCAGCCUCAUAAGGAAGAAAUAGAGUCGAUCAACCUAGGUACUGAGGAAGAUAAGAAAGAGAUUAAGAUUGGAGCAUCAUUAGAGGCAUCUGUCAAGAAUAGGAUAAUUGAGCUUCUCAGAGAGUAUGAUGAUAUAUUUGCGUGGUCCUAUAAAGACAUGCCAGGGUUAGACCCUGAUGUUGUUGAACAUCGUUUGCCUCUAAAGCCCGAGUGUCCUCCAGUCAAGCAGAAGUUAAGAAGAUCUCAUCCAGAUAUGGCUCUCAAGAUCAAAGAGGAAGUGCGAAAACAAAUUGACGCAGGUUUCUUGAUUACCUCUGAAUAUCCUCAAUGGUUGGCCAACAUAGUGCCCGUUCCGAAGAAAGAUGGUAAGGUCAGAAUGUGUGUUGACUAUCGGGAUUUGAACAAAGCUAGUCCGAAGGAUGAUUUCCCUUUACCUCACAUUGAUGUAUUGGUUGAUAGUACUGCUAGAUGCAAGGUGUUCUCCUUCAUGGAUGGAUUUUCCGGGUAUAACCAGAUCAAGAUGGCUCCGGAAGAUAGAGAAAAGACGUCUUUCAUCACGCCAUGGGGCGCUUUCUGCUACUUAGUAAUGCCAUUUGGAUUGAUAAAUGCUGGCGCCACUUACCAGAGAGGCAUGACUAAAAUAUUCCAUGAUAUGAUACAUAAAGAGAUUGAAGUAUAUGUGGAUGAUAUGAUUGUCAAGUCAGGCACUGAAGAAGAACAUGCUGAGUAUUUGUUAAAGAUGUUUCAACGGUUGAGAAAGUACAAACUCCGGUUGAAUCCUAACAAAUGUACCUUCGGUGUUAGAUCUGGCAAGCUCUUGGGUUUUAUCGUUAGUCAGAAAGGUAUUGAAGUAGAUCCCGACAAAGUCAAAGCUAUCAGGGAAAUGCCGGCUCCAAAGACAGAGAAACAAGUUAGAGGUUUUUUGGGAAGAUUGAACUACAUCUCCAGAUUCAUCUCCCAUAUGACUGCCACAUGUGGACCGAUAUUCAAGUUACUCCGUAAAGAUCAGGGGAUCGUUUGGACGGAAGAUUGCCAGAAAGCUUUUGAUAGCAUUAAAGGGUAUUUGUUAGAUCCUCCGAUUCUUGUCCCUCCAGUUGAAGGAAGGCCUUUGAUCAUGUACUUGACUAUGUUGGAUGAUUCUAUGGGCUGCGUGCUUGGUCAACAAGACGAAACUGGAAAGAAAAAGCAUGCCAUUUACUACUUGAGUAAGAAGUUUACGGAUUGUGAGUCCCGAUAUUCUAUGCUUGAGAAAACUUGUUGCGCUUUGGCAUGGGCCGCUAAGCGUCUCCGUCACUACAUGGUUUACCACACUACUUGGUUGAUAUCCAAAAUGGAUCCGAUCAAGUACCUUUUUGAGAAGCCCGCGUUAACAGGAAGAAUUGCUCGUUGGCAGAUGUUAUUGUCUGAAUAUGAUAUUGUGUAUCGCACUCAGAAAGCCAUCAAGGGUAGUGUUCUUGCCGACCAUUUGGCUCAUCAACCAAUUGAAGACUAUCAGCCUAUCAAGUUUGAUUUCCCAGAUGAAGAGAUCAUGUAUUUAAAGAUGAAAGAUUGUGAUGAACCGUUGUUUGGUGAAGGUCCUGAUCCAGACUCUAAGUGGGGUUUGAUUUUUGAUGGAGCCGUCAAUGUCUUUGGUAAUGGAAUAGGGGCAGUUAUCCUUACUCCUAAAGGUACUCACAUCCCUUUCACUGCAAGACUCCGGUUUGAUUGCACGAACAAUAUUGCGGAAUAUGAAAUCAAAGGAAAAUGGGAAACUCACCAUGCUGGAAUGAUACCUUACAGAGACUAUGCAAGACGUUUAUUGACUUUCUUCAACAAGGUGGAGUUGCACCACAUUCCUCGGGAUGAGAAUCGAAUGGCAGAUGCCCUAGCAACUUUAUCUUCAAUGAUCAAGGUGAAUCGAGGCAACGACGUGCCUCUAAUCAGUGUCAAGUUCCUUGAUAGGCCCGCUUAUGUGUUUGUAGCCGAAGCAGUUUUCGAUGAUAAGCCGUGGUUUCAUGAUAUUAAAGUGUUUCUUCAAACUCAAGAGUACCCUCCUGGGGCAUCCCGUAAAGAUAAGAGAACUCUAAGAAGACUGUCUGGCAAUUUCUUCCUGAGUGGAGACGUCUUGUACAAAAGAAACUUUGAUUCAGUUUUGCUCAGAUGUGUGGACCGACGUGAAGCAGAUUUAUUAAUGCAUGAGAUACACGAAGGCUCGUUCGGGACUCAUUCUAGUGGAUAUUCAAUGGCUAAGAAGGCAUUGAGAGCAGGCUACUACUGGAUAACGAUGCAUGCUGACUGUCAUCAUUAUGCCAAGAAGUGCCACAAGUGCCAAAUUUAUGCUGAUAAGAUUCAUGUUCCAGCGUCUAUGCUCAAUGUUAUCUCUUCUCCAUGGCCGUUCUCUAUGUGGGGCAUUGAUAUGAUUGGUCGAAUCGAACCGAAAGCUUCCAAUGGACAUCGUUUCAUACUAGUGGCUAUUGACUACUUCACCAAAUGGGUCGAAGCGGCAUCUUAUGCUAAUGUGACCAAACAAGUAGUAGUCCGAUUUAUCAAGAACGAUAUCAUAUGCCGUUAUGGCGUUCCCAACAAGAUCAUCACGGAUAAUGGCACGAAUUUGAACAAUAAAAUGAUGAAGGAAUUAUUGCGUACUUCAACAGGGGCGACCCCUUUUUCUUUGGUAUAUGGGACGGAAGCGAUACUUCCGGUAGAAGUUGAAAUCCCGUCAUUGAGGGUCUUGAUAGAAGCUGAGCUGUCAGAGGCUGAAUGGUGUCAAAAUAGGUAUGAUCAGUUGAAUUUGAUUGAGGAAAAACGCAUGGCUGCUUUAUGUCAUGGACAGCUAUAUCGGACAAGGAUGAAACAAGCGUUCGAUAAAAAGGUUCGUCCCCGUGAAUUUAAAGAAGGUGACCUGGUGGUCAAGAAUAUCAAGUCUUUCCAACCAGACCCUAGGGGAAAGUGGACACCUAAUUAUGAAGGUCCCUAUGUGGUGAAAAGAGCUUUUUCUGGUGAUUCAGAAUAUUUUCCAUCUUUGAUAUUCGUUCGUCUUCAGGAGGAUAUUGUUGAUACUGUUGAUAUGAUUCAUACUCAACUUGAUUGUAGAGGUUGA